AUGCCCGGUCAUGAAAUCCAAGACUGCUAUACGAUGCUCCGCGUUAUGAACCACAUUAUUACACACGCGCCUCCGUGGGCCGAGGAUCAUGCCGGUGCUCCCAUUCUGGGGAUUCUUCAAUAUGUCAUUCCGACCGUGAGUGGCUACGCCGCUUUCAUUGAUCCCGAGGUGAACUCGAUGAUCAAAAAGAUCCUCGAUGCAUGGGGGGAGUUUUUAUCAUCGGCGGAAUCAACUGCGGUCCUUAAUACUUCGUCGACUGGUUGGUUCAGCCCUCCUGCGCUGGCCCAGUUAACGGCCACGGCAAAUAUUGGUGGCACAUCCUAUAGAUUCGACGAGAUGUACGUAUGCGACCCCAAUGCCACCUGCUAUGGCUUCCAGUCUUGGGACGCAUUCUUCACCCGCGAAUUCAAAGGAAAUAUCCGGCCCGUCGCUUCCCCGGAGGAUGACACCAUUAUUGCCAAUGCAUGCGAGUCCCGGCCCUUUACUGUGGCGCGGAAUGUCAAAGCCCGCGAUGCAUUCUGGAUCAAAGGACAGAACUACUCACUUUCCGAUAUGCUGGGGAACAAUGUUGGCGAUCUGUUUGUAGGGGCUACUGUCUACCAGGGCUAUCUAGACUCGUUCAGUUAUCACCGGUGGCAUGCUCCUGUUUCCGGAAGGAUCUCUAAGACGUAUCUACUGAACGGCACGUAUUACUCCAGCCCGGCCCCCAUCGAUAUGAAUCCUCCCGAUCACACUGUGGGAGUUACGAUCAGCUAUCAAACAUAUCUGGCCGCCAUGGCGACGCGGGCCGUGAUAAUAAUCGAGGCGGACAACCCGGAUAUUGGCCUACUGGCAUUCCUUGCCAUAGGCAUGGUGGAGGUAUCCACAUGCGAGAUCUCAGUCAAAGAAGGGGAAUACGUGAGAAAAGGGGACCAGCUGGGGAUGUUCCACUAUGGGGGAUCGUCGCAUUGUCUGAUUUUCAAAAAGGGAGUAAAUCUUACUGGCUUUCCGGACAUGGAGAGGAAAGAGAAUGUACCAGUUCGGGGCAAAUUGGCGGUUGUGAUGCGGGACGUGCAGGGUUAA
This is a messenger RNA of Aspergillus pseudoviridinutans, 1062 nucleotides long. RefSeq lists its product as uncharacterized. The record is from RefSeq and is a predicted model, not a curated record. Gene Ontology annotation, molecular function: phosphatidylserine decarboxylase activity. Gene Ontology annotation, cellular component: mitochondrion. The transcript has a single exon. Gene Ontology annotation, biological process: phosphatidylethanolamine biosynthetic process. Lineage: Eukaryota; Fungi; Ascomycota; Eurotiomycetes; Eurotiales; Aspergillaceae. The coding region runs from base 1 to 1062 and encodes 353 amino acids.